AUGGAUCGCAUUUCGAUUUGCUGCGCUAUCUUUUUAGCGCUGCUGCUGCUGCUGGUCUUGGUUGAGGGCGCUGCUCAGGAUCGGUUUACACACAUUGGCUACGACAAUGGCACACACUUUGUGUUCUAUCCCCGCCAGCUCAAUCCCAUAUCACUUGGCAUCUACUCCAGCCAUCCCAACAUUACGGCCGUUACGGAAAUGUAUGCAUCGCCAAAUCGCAUUGUGAAUGGCGUAAGGAUACCCUGUACGCGUGCACCUUACCAAGCGGCGAUCAAUUUGGAUGGUUUUUAUCUGUGCGGCGGCACAAUAUUGAACCGUUGUUGGAUACUCACCGCUGCCCAUUGUGUCACCGAAUCUGGUCGUUAUACGGUGCGUGUCGGCUCCGCGCAACAUCGUCGUGGCGGACAGUUGCGUGAUGUGGCGUUCGUAGUGGUGCAUGCCAAAUACAACAAUUUCACCAUGCAAAACGAUAUUGCACUGAUGCGUCUGAAGAGACCACUCCGCUACGGAAGAUGUGUGGAACAGGCACGCCUGCCCACAGGACGACGGAGGCCCCAAUACAAUUUUCUUCUAGGCACCCAACCAGAUUGCUAUCUGGUCAGCGGUUUUGGCUUGGUCAGCGCGAAUUCCGCGAAUGUCCCGCGUUAUUUGAGAGCCACAAGAGUCUGUGAAGUGCCGCAGAGUCGCUGCCAGCUAAUGAAUGCCAAAGCCAACGUCCGCAUCUAUCCGCAAAUGAUAUGUGCCUAUCGUCGUGGUGGCCAUGACAGCUGCAUCGGAGAUUCAGGUGGACCGCUGGUAAGCGAUCGACGCGAAAUCAUCGGCAUCGUUUCCUUUGGCAUUGGAUGUGGCGACCCAAAAUAUCCGGGCAUUUAUACUCGCGUCGCACACUACACAAGAUGGAUACGCCGCGCCGUAAGACGCUAUCCUUCCUGCCUAUAA
Messenger RNA from Drosophila grimshawi, 939 nucleotides. RefSeq names its product mite allergen Der p 3. NCBI's taxonomy places the organism in Eukaryota, Metazoa, Arthropoda, Insecta, Diptera, Drosophilidae. The record is from RefSeq and is a predicted model, not a curated record. The transcript has a single exon. The coding region runs from base 1 to 939 and encodes 312 amino acids. Gene Ontology annotation, biological process: proteolysis. Gene Ontology annotation, molecular function: serine-type endopeptidase activity.